AUGGCAUCUCCAGCUGUCCCACUGAAGCGAACCUACAAUCACAAAUCACACUCUUCCGAAGAUUCGAAAACUAAACGUAUCUGCACAGCGGCAAGUCUAGCUGCUGCAAAGAUAUCACAACGGGCACCUACAAUCGAACGAGUUCUCACCAUCUCAGAAGAUGCUGUUUGGUCGCUCCGCAAAUCUGACCUCCGUACCCACUUUCUUACUCUGCAACAAUACACUCAAUCACUUUCCAAUGCACUGCCAAGAGUCGACUCUGGUGCGGAAAUCCAUGAUGAUUUCAAUGAGAUCCCUUUGCCCGAGAUCCUUCCCCCACUCCUACGUAUGCCAGUCGAAAUCCGCCAACUAAUCUAUCGUCAUUUGCUGACACCUCCCUCCAAUGACCCCCGCCUUGGCCCCCAUCCUCGCCAACUCCAAUCCCACAUUUAUCUUUCUCGCGCCUUCGAAGUCGCCGUUCUACAUCUGAAUCGCCAAAUAUAUCACGAAGCGCUCCCAAUAUUUUACGGCGACUCCCUUCAAACUAUCUCUGUAACCGUCGACUACAAUCUCUGGACACACAAAACGCAACGCUCCGAUUUAGUUCUCUCCUCAUUCCUCACCUCGUCAAUUCGGAAUUUAUCCCUUUCCGUCCAGCUUGGUAGCGAGAAACGAAAACAGAAACCCGAUGACUUCGAAGCGGAGGCGAGACUAAUAGAAGUAACUAAAGGGAUUAAGAAAUUGAGGAAAUGGUUAGCAGGAGCUGACAUCCAAAUUUUGAGGAUUGGAUGGCAAGAGCCCCCGCAGACCUACACAUUGGAACAGAAAAAAGAGAUCUUGGAUGGACUGAGAGCUUUGAGGGCGGUUAAAGUGGAGGCCGGGAAUAUUAAUUGGGGGCUAGAUUGGAACAAGGGAAAGAAGUUUAGGUUUGACGUUGAUUAUUUAAAAGAAUUGGAAAGAGAGCGAUCCUGA
Molecule: messenger RNA, 951 nt
Organism: Botrytis deweyae
Lineage: Eukaryota; Fungi; Ascomycota; Leotiomycetes; Helotiales; Sclerotiniaceae
Exons: 1
Coding region: 1-951 (316 amino acids)
Source: RefSeq, a predicted model, not a curated record